GAAUCCCGUCAACAAACCAGCUCACCAUCUCCCUCAGAUUCUCACGCGCCAGCCAAGCACGAGACCUUGGUCCCCCUUGCUACCACCUCCAAGCUCCACGUCGCUCUUUCAGUGGUCUCCAGUCCACUGCCGAUAUCAUAUAUGUAUAAGUAACCCACCUUCACAUCCCUGAUCCCUCGCAAGAAACAAGCACACACACAGCUCUGGAGCAAGCUGAGAGAGAGCGAGAGUUCCAUUCGCAGGCAGCUUUCUGUAGAAACAAUGGCGGCCCGCCGCAGCUUCUUGUCGCCGCCAUGGCUGCUCCUCCUCCUGGCGUUUCUUGACGACGCGGUGGCGGUGCCCAGGCCGCUGCUGGGCAUCGCCGAGCCGCCGGCCACCGCAGCUGGGCCCGUCAGCGCGUCGCGGCCCGGCGGAAGCGGGAGGCCCGACCGGUCGGUGGCCGGCGCGGACGUGAUCCUCGUCGGGUUCGCCGCGGCGGUCGUCGUCGUCAUCUUCCUGUACAUCAGGGUCACCAGGAAGAACAGCUCCAGCGCCAGCGUGGGAGUCGGAGAAAAGCGGGAAGGCGGUGGCUUGGGAGGAUUCUGAACUUUCUAUGUGUAGGUGUAGAAGUAGCACUAGAAGUACACCAUCUUUCUUUUUUCAAUUUGCCUUCUUGAGUUCAGACUUGAGAGAGGCUUGUAAAGAGGAUUAGAUGAGAUGAUGGGUGGGGGUUGAUACAGUUUAAGCAGCUGUUUAAGGUUUGUCAUCAGUUCAUUGAUCUGUGGUGUGUACUGUACUACAUGCCCAAAGAAAACAGGGGAUAUGUAGGAGAACAGAGAAGAUCGAAAGAACCAUCAAACUUCGUUGAACUCCAAA
Messenger RNA from Setaria italica (foxtail millet), 855 nucleotides. RefSeq lists its product as uncharacterized. Lineage: Eukaryota; Viridiplantae; Streptophyta; Magnoliopsida; Poales; Poaceae. The record is from RefSeq and is a predicted model, not a curated record. The coding region runs from base 262 to 585 and encodes 107 amino acids. The transcript has a single exon.